GCUUAGCCAUAUGAUUUUGAAUUUGUUAGAACUUUAUUACAAUUUAUCAACAACAAUGUCGUCAUCUCAAAGUUCUGAUGAAGAAACUGACUUUAAAGUGGUUUCCUCUACUAACUACCAGCGCGUCCAGGAUAAAGUAUCAAAGAUAAGCUACGCAGAUGGCAUAGCCGAUGGCCGGGAAAAGGUGUUUCAAGACAGCUUUGAUCAAGGCUACGAAGACGGCCUUAAAGCGGGUUUAGAACUGGCCAAACUAAGUGCCUUCUAUGAAACCCUUCAAGCAUCAGGUUCAGAACAUGCGGAAGGAGAGGCCUUUAAGAACCUUAAGCUCGCAGCUCCCACAGCCAAGGAGCACUUCAAGUAUUUAGAGCACCAGGGAGCACAUCUAAGCGUUGUGAGGGAUAAUCAAAGGACCUACUUGGACGACUUGAUAGGACAAUGUGCACAGGCUCUCCCAGCUACUACAAAUUUAUUCGUAUCGAGCUCUUCUAGUUAGUGUUAAUGUGGUUUAAUG
Molecule: messenger RNA, 511 nt
Organism: Drosophila serrata
Lineage: Eukaryota; Metazoa; Arthropoda; Insecta; Diptera; Drosophilidae
Source: RefSeq, a predicted model, not a curated record